AUGACACAUAACGGGUCACACUGUGUUUAUGAGGAGAUUAUGGUGCUUUAUGAGGACUGGCAGCAUGGCACAGGGGUGAAGACGGGAGAUUAUGGGCGAUCUGUAUCAGCAAACAUCCUCCGUCUUCCUCUGCUGAGCAACUUUGCCCAACUCUCUGUGAACUCUCCCAGAGUUGCGUCUUUGGAGUUUGGCAGAAAGAGGGAAAGUAAAGUGCUGAAUGCUGAUUUGAGGCAUUAUCUUAGUCUGCAGUUCCAAAAAGGAUCAAUCGACCACAAACUGCAGCAAGUGAUUCGAGACAACCUGUACCUGCGCACCAUUCCAUGUACCACCCGGCUGCCCAGAGAUGGGGAGGUUCCAGGAGUGGACUAUAAUUUCAUCAGCAUGGGGGAUUUUCGCAUCCUGGAAGAGAGUGGAUUACUGCUGGAGAGCGGAACAUAUGAUGGUAACUUCUAUGGCACUCCCAAACCUCCUGCGGAGCCCAACUUGGUUCAGCCUGACCUGGUCGACCAGGUUUUGUUUGAGGAGGAUUAUGGCACCGAAAUCCAACGAAAGCGAACAACCUCCGUCAGCAAGAUGGACCGCAAGGACAGUGUGGUCCCUGAGGAGGAAGAGGAUGAGGAACGGCCACAGCUCCCAAAUGGCAUCCCAGAGAGGACAGAGGAGUGGAGGAAAGCUGUGCCCAGCUACACUCAGUCCAGUGGUGGAGGCAGCGCAGGUGGCAGUGGGACACUGGAAGUCCACACCUGGAGCUCUUUAGCCAGAGACGACAGCCUGGAGCCCCUGCCGUGCAACUGGGAAAUGGCCUACACAGAGACGGGCAUGGUCUACUUCAUAGACCACAACACAAAGUCGACUACAUGGUUGGACCCGCGUCUGGUCAAAAAAGCCAAGCCCCCUGAAAAGUGUGAGGAUGGAGAACUUCCAUAUGGUUGGGAGGAGAUUGAUGACCCGCAGUACGGCACAUACUACGUUGAUCACAUAAACCAGAGAACCCAGUUCGAAAAUCCAGUACUAGAGGCCAAGAGGAAACUCGGUUUGGACACCGCAGUCGCAACUCAGACCCAACAGAGGGCAGCACCUCCUCCAGGUGGAGCGGCUGGUACGCCCGGAUUCACACGGGACCUGACCCAGCUGAAGGGGGAGCUGUAUCACACGGCUCUCAGGAAGAGCCAGCAGGGGUUUGGUUUCACCAUCAUUGGUGGAGACCGACCUGAUGAGUUCCUGCAGGUGAAGAACGUUCUUGCUGAUGGCCCGGCCGCACAAGACAACAAGAUGGCCUCUGGUGAUGUUAUUGUGGAAAUCAACGGCACACUUGUGUUAGGCAAGACCCACGCAGAUGUGGUCCACAUGUUCCAGUGCAUCCCAGUUAAUCAGUAUGUGGACAUGGUCCUCUGUCGCGGAUACUCGCUCCCCCCUGACGUGGACGCCGACAGCGAGGACCUUCCCCCUCCACCUCCACCCACAACAGGAGAGAUCGUAACCGCCGUACCCCUCAUCAACGGCCAGCCACUGCUGGUCAAAGGUGACGCCCUUCACGGCUCCUCCCAAGAGCUUCACUAUGUAACCACAGACGCCAGUGGGCGGCCGGUGAUCGCUGCACUUCCAGGAGGCAGCAGCGGUGCCAACGACAGGCCCGAGACUGGGAUGCUACAGCCGGAGCUGGUGAGCGUGCCAAUCGUGAAGGGACCUGGAGGAUUUGGCUUUGCCAUUGCAGACUGUCCGCUGGGGCAGAAGGUGAAAAUGAUCCUGGAUGAGCAGUGGUGCCGAGGCCUGCUGAAAGGAGAUGUGAUAAAGGAGAUUAACAGGCAGAAUGUGCAAACACUGAGCCACGCGCAGGUGGUGGAUAUACUGAAAGACCUCCCUGUGCACAGCGAGGUGAAUCUGUUGGUGUUGAGAGGAGGUCAGACAUCGCCUGUGAAGAGUUUAAGACCUAGACCGGGGUUGAGUGCCAGCACUGAGACUCUGGACCAUUGCCAUGACACCAUGGUUCCCCAGGCUUUGACCUAUCACUCAAACACACUGCCAUGUAGCUCUCCAAAACAAGACGCUUCCCUCCACUACAGAAAACCCAAAGCCUUGCAGGACAGCAUAGUACCUCACUAUAAAGAAUUGGACGUGUUCAUCAAGAGAGAUCAGGAGACAGGCUUCGGCUUUCGUGUGCUUGGAGGAGAAGGCGUUGAACAACCAGUCUACAUUGGUGCCAUCAUUCCCCAAGGGGCGGCAGAGAAGGAAGGCCGGCUGAGGACCGGAGAUGAGCUCGUUGGCAUCGACUGCAUCACCGUGAAGGGAAAAUCUCACAAGCAAGUUCUGGAUCUGAUGACUAACGCAGCACGCAACGGACAAGUGCUACUUUCAGUGCGCAGGAAGGUCAUUUACAAAGAUGCCCCGGAGGAUGUUGGGAGUGGAGCGCUGACCCUUGUAAAUGGCUCACCUCGGCUUCCACGUAUCCAGGUGCCAAGCGUCAAGGACCAGGGGUCGUUUGAUAUCACGCUCCAUCGUAAAGAUAACGAGGGCUUUGGCUUUGUCAUUCUCACAUCGAAGAACAAACCGCCACCUGGAGUGAUUCCUCAUAAGAUUGGUCGAAUAAUCGAGGACAGUCCGACUGACCGCUGCGGAUUGCUGAAUGUGGGUGACCGCAUAUCCUCUGUGAACAGCCAGUCCAUUGUGGAGCUCUCCCACAAUGAUAUUGUUCAGCUUAUCAAAGACGCAGGGAACUCUGUCACACUCACCGUGGUUCCUGAGGACGAGUACAAAGGCCCGCCAUCAGGAGCCAGUUCAGCCAAACAAAGUCCUGCACCGCAGCACAAGAUUCUCAAAUCCACUCAGGAUGAGAGAUAUAAUUUGGAUAUGGAUGAGAUCAGGGAUGAGCUCGCACGGAUGGAGUAUAAAGCUCUUCCCAUGAGUGAACAGGGAACGCUGUGUGUCGCCAACUCCAAACAGGGCUGUAUUGCAGUAGAGUUGGAGCGCGGACCUCGUGGUUUUGGCUUCAGUCUGAGAGGAGGAACGGAGUAUAACAUGGGCCUCUACAUCCUGCGGCUGGCUGAGGACGGCCCCGCACUACAGGACGGCAGGAUACAUGUAGGAGAUCAGGUAGUGGAGAUCAAUGGAGAACAGACUCAAGGCAUCAGUCACACUAGAGCCAUUGAGCUGAUCCAAGCUGGAGGAAACAAAGUGCUACUGUUACUGCGACCGCAAGCCCUCUUAUCAGAGAACAGUUGUGUAAGCUCCUCUGCGGUGUGUUAUUGCCCCCAGGAGUAUCAUCACUAACAGCCUCUUUUCCUCUAGGUCUUUUAUUCUUUGGUUCUGCUGGAGAUGUUAUCCUUCCUGAUCUGCCGAGAUCCAACAUUCCUCUCAGUUCUCCUCUCCUUC
Molecule: messenger RNA, 3369 nt
Organism: Sinocyclocheilus anshuiensis
Lineage: Eukaryota; Metazoa; Chordata; Actinopteri; Cypriniformes; Cyprinidae
Product: membrane-associated guanylate kinase, WW and PDZ domain-containing protein 3-like
Exons: 23
Coding region: 1-3267 (1088 amino acids)
Biological process (GO): signal transduction
Cellular component (GO): cell-cell junction; cytoplasm
Molecular function (GO): protein binding
Source: RefSeq, a predicted model, not a curated record